Argentina anserina (silverweed cinquefoil) is the source of this 632-nucleotide messenger RNA. RefSeq lists its product as uncharacterized. Bases 1 to 474 code for a protein of 157 amino acids. The record is from RefSeq and is a predicted model, not a curated record. The transcript is spliced from 2 exons. NCBI's taxonomy places the organism in Eukaryota, Viridiplantae, Streptophyta, Magnoliopsida, Rosales, Rosaceae.
AUGGACCCUCCUACUCCUAUUCCUAGUUCUACUAGUGCUGUUGCUGCUACUGCUGCUGCCUCUGCUGGUGUUCAACAUGUGACCAAGAGGCGAUCAGAUGAGCUGCUCAGGAAAUUUGCUGAUUCUUGCAAUGAGGCCGAGGCCUCUGCCAAGAAGAAGGCGAUCAGGGCGCUUUCGAAACAAAAUAAGAGAAGCCGGAAGAGCGGUGAGUUUGAACAGAGUGAGAGUCUAUCAGAUGGCAAGAGUGGUAGCUUAGUGGAGAGGAGGUCACUGCUUCCUGUUGUUGCUGGGACUAAGAACAAGGGAUUGCUGCUUAGGCAGCUUGGUGUUCAUGGCAGAUCAAGAGAUAUCAGGAACAAGUCUCUCUUUGGUACCAUCCACAAGACUUGGAGGAGGACCAUUGAAGGGGCUUCAAAGGUUUUCAUGGAGAAGCAUUAUAAUAGGCACAGGCGUUUGAUAAAUGACAUUGUUUAGCUCCAAGAACAGUUUUUGACUAUGCUAUCAGAAAGACAUAAACUUCUACUUUAGCAAACCUCAGUUAGUGUGUAAAUUUACAUUCAAUUUCGCGUUCUCAUUCUUUUUGCAUAUUUUUUCCAAUACAAUCAAUCGAAUAAAGCUAAAUUCUUGCUCUC